Colossoma macropomum (tambaqui) is the source of this 1872-nucleotide messenger RNA. RefSeq names its product protein NLRC3-like. The transcript is spliced from 3 exons. The record is from RefSeq and is a predicted model, not a curated record. Lineage: Eukaryota; Metazoa; Chordata; Actinopteri; Characiformes; Serrasalmidae. Bases 211 to 1740 code for a protein of 509 amino acids.
GUGUAAGUGCAGCUCAGCAGCUCCAUUUUGGGAAAAGGGGAACAUAAAGUACUUUAGGAGAGAAACACAGGCUUCUUCGUUGGGGCUUGAAAUUCUCAGCACUUUUGGUGAAGAGAGGAUUAAAAACAAUGUUUGGAGAGAAAUCACAGAGGUAAAUACUGAAGCACUAUAAUUUACUUACUGACUGAUCAAAGACUUCUCCGUUAGAAGAUGGAAACUUCCACUCCAGCUCAGACCAACAUGACAGCUCAGUCAGGAGGAAACAUCGCUGCUCCUGUUCUACAUGGAAAUAAUAUUCAAGGUUCAGUGAAUGUAACAAUAAUACAUGGAGGUCAGGAAGCCUCCGGUUCCAGCACCAGAACAGUUCAGACUGGAGGCUCUCCUGGUGCUACUCCUCUCAGUCAAGAUUUAGUCACUGUAUACAAACAAAAAUUGGAAAAGAAAUUUCGCAGCAUUAGUGAAGGAAUAUCACAGCGUGGAAAGUCGAGGCUACUGAAUGAGAUCUACACAGAGCUCUACAUCACAGAGGGAGGGAGUGGAGAUGUCAAUGAUGAACAUGAGGUCAGACAAAUUGAGACAGCAUCCAGGAGACCAGAAACACAGGAGAAACCUAUCAACUGCAACAACCUCUUAAAAGACAAACCCAUCAGAACUGUGCUGACUAAAGGAGUUGCUGGAAUUGGAAAAACAGUCUCAGUGCACAAGUUCAUUCUGGACUGGGCUGAAGGAAAAGCUAAUCAGGACAUCCACUUCAUAUUUCCACUUCCAUUUAGAGAGCUGAAUUUGAUAAAGAAAAAUCUCAGUCUGAUGAAACUUCUUCAACACUUAUGUUCAGAAGCAAAACAAUUGCCAUUAAUAGAAUGUGAUGCCCACAGAGUCAUGUUCAUCUUUGAUGGUCUGGAUGAGUGUCGACUUCCUCUAGAUUUCCAGAACAAUGAGAGCUUGUGGGAUGUAACAGAUUCAGCCUCGGUGGAUGUGCUGCUGACAAACCUCAUCAAGGGGAAUCUGCUUCCCGCCGCUCUUCUCUGGAUAACCUCUCGACCAGCAGCAGCCAAUCAGAUCCCUCCUGAAUGUAUUGACCUGGUAACAGAGAUACGAGGGUUCAGUGACCCUCAGAAAGAGGAAUACUUCAGGAAGAGAAUCAGUGACCAGAGCCUGGCCAAUAAAAUCAUCUCACACAUGAAGUCCUUAAGAAGCCUCUACAUCAUGUGCCACAUCCCAGUCUUCUGUUGGAUUGCAGCCACUGUUCUAGAGAGAGUGUUGGGUGAAGCAGAGAGUGGAGAGAUCCCCAAGACUCUGACUCAGAUGUUCACCCACUUCCUGAUCUUUCAGAUAAAACACAAGGACCAAAAGUACCAUGGGAAAUGUGACACUGAUCCUCAGCAGACUAGAAAGAUGAUUCUGGCACUAGGAAAACUGGCUUUCCAACAGCUGGAAAAAGGCAAUCUGAUCUUCUAUGAGGAAGACCUGAGCAAGUGUGGUAUUGAUAUCAGAGAUGUGUCAGUGUACUCAGGAGUUUGUACUCAGAUCUUCAGAGAGGAGUUUGAGCUGCACCUGGGGAAGGUGUUCAGCUUUGUGCACCUGAGCAUUCAGGAGUUUCUGGCUGCUUUAUAUGCAUUUCUGUCCUUCAUCAGCAGAGAUGUUACCGAACACCUGACCACUGAUCUCUCUGGCAUUUUUAAAAAGUCAACAAUGUCAGACUUCCUCAAAGUCUGCAGUGGACAAGGCCUUACAGAGUGAGAAUGGACACCUGGACCUUUUCCUCCGCUUCCUUCUGGGCCUCUCGCUGGAGUCCAAUCAGACUCUCUUACGAGGCCUAAUGACACAGACAGGAAGCAGCUCUCACAGCAAAGAGGAAACAGCCCAGUACAU